Molecule: messenger RNA, 3045 nt
Organism: Neocloeon triangulifer
Lineage: Eukaryota; Metazoa; Arthropoda; Insecta; Ephemeroptera; Baetidae
Gene: l(2)gd1
Product: coiled-coil and C2 domain-containing protein 1-like
Exons: 13
Coding region: 106-2679 (857 amino acids)
Biological process (GO): regulation of transcription by RNA polymerase II
Cellular component (GO): nucleus
Molecular function (GO): DNA-binding transcription repressor activity, RNA polymerase II-specific; RNA polymerase II cis-regulatory region sequence-specific DNA binding
Source: RefSeq, a predicted model, not a curated record
UCCCUCCCUCAGCUGGCAAGGAAAACAACAGAAGAAACCCUUUGAGACCCUUUGAGGUUCUUAGCCCAAUUUCUCAGAUUUCGGACUCGAAGAACCCCCGUCAAGAUGUUCGGUUGGGGAAAAAAGGAAGAGAAGAAGCCAGCAAAUCCUCGCAGGAAGGCAGACCUUUCUAAACUUGGUCUGUUCGACAUUCCGGACGAUUUCGGCCAGAUCGGAGUCGACAGCGGUGGAGACAGUGACAACGAUGCCGACCUGGAAGCCGAAUUGGCGGCUUUGACCACAGGAUCGGCGGCUAGGAAGCCCAAGAAGAAACCAGCGCCGGGAGUUAAUCUCGACGCGAUGGUCGCAGCCAGCAUGCGGGACAUCCCGUCCGACGAGGAGGUAGAUUCUGCCGACGAAAAUGACCCCGACCUUUUGGCUGAGCUUGGAGAGUUGGUUCCUGAGGCAGAGGAGGCUGAAGAAGAACCUCAACCAGUCGCUCCACCUCGAAAAUCUUCUCAGCCAGCAGCGCCAGCAGCUCCAACACCAAGUUCCUCUGGAGGACUUGUCGGCUUGCUAGAGGAAAGAAUUGAAAUGUACAAGAAGGCAGAAAAUUCUGCCAAACAAGCUGGUGAAAGUUCCAGAGCCAGAAGGUUCAAUCGUGGUUUGAAAACAUUGACAGACCAACUUAAACAAGCCAAAGCUGGCCGCCCAGUGCCAGAGGAAGAGAUUCCACCGGUUGUGUCUGCAGCGGCUUCAAUUAAGCCACCUGAAACUCCCGUGCCUCCUGUUGAAGUUCCACAAAAUCCAUCCGAAACACCUCCUCCGACCCAAGAACCACUAAUUCCGAUCAGAGCAGCACCUCCUGUCCCUCCAAACAGGGUGGCGCCAGCAGCCCCUUUGCCUGCUCCAAUUCAAGAAGUUAAAGAGGACAAAACUCUGAUUGAACUUCAGCAACGUCAGAUGUUAUUCAAACAGGCAGCUUUGACAGCUAAGAAGUCGGGAGACAUGGAACAGGCCGUCAAAUACCUCAAAGUUUCAAAACAAUUUGAUUCAGUGAUUGCGGCAGUUAAGAGUGGAAACCCAGUCGACCUUUCAGAAAUGCCUGAAGCACCUUCUUCAAGUCCUCCAGCAGCAGCAACACCUGUUUCGAGACCGGCUCCUCCUGUUCCAACUACUCCAAAACCAACUGAGGCUGAAGUUCAGUCGUCUAGUGAAGGUGCCGAACCUGAAGUUCUGCCGGAACCUCUGGCCAAUCCGAAAGCACCCAGUCUGCCUCCUGAGCUGCUUGACCCUCCUGCUCCAACUUCAGUAGCUGAUGCUCUUAACCAGAGGCUGGCCAGGUACCAGGCAGAGGAAAAAUUGGCCAAAGAUACAGGAAACAGCAGCAAGGCGCGAAGAAUGGGUCGCAUCGUCAAGCAAUACCAAGACGCAGUCAAAAUGCACAAGGCUGGAAAGCCUAUUCCUGUAGAAGACCUUCCGACUCCUCCAGGAUUUGCUCCGAUUCCUGUGCCUGGCGCGGCAGCCCCUGCUUCUCCGCCAGUUGCGAUGGUUGAACCAGCUGAAGAACCUACAGAGGCCCCAUUAGAAGAGCCGCAGCCUCCGGCCAAGGUUUCAAAACCACCAAGACCAGACGCCACCCCGACGGCAGCUGCCAAACUCCAAGUGCCAGCCCGUAAAAGCCCGCAGCAGACGCGGCAAGAGAAACAAAUAAAUCUACUUCUGGCUAAGCAAAAGGAAUUCAAAGAAGCAGCGCUGGCUGCCAAAAAACGGGGUGACAUUUCGGAGGCGCGAGAACUCCUUCGCCAGGCCAAGGGUUUUGACGCGCUGCUCCAAGCCUCGGAAUCAGGUCUGCCAGUUGAUCUUGACACUCUGCCUGUUCUGCCAAGUCUGACUGCCUCGCUCGACGCUGAUUUUGAGUAUGUCACCCCCCCUGCUAAUUGUACAGGCGACGAAGCCUCGGAAAUUUAUGUGAAAAUUGAAGAUGAUCUCAAAAAACAAAUGAAGCUGUGUUUGGCCACAAGAGAUCACUACAAGGCAACAGGAGACGUUGCCGGAGCUAAUAAAUUUGAGCAGUUGGCUGUGCAAACCAAAAGGGACUACAACAUGGUCAAAGCAUGCCAUUUGAGGGGUGAAACUUUGCCCCGGUUCCGAUAUGAGAACCGUGCCUUCCAAAUAUUACAAUGUAAUACAGAUUUGGGUGAAAACGACUUGGAACUUGUGAUUGUUCAGGGUAUUAGCUACACUGUGCCUAAUCCAAAGGAGAUUGACACCUAUGUCAAAUAUGAGUUUCCGUAUCCAACUGAAACUCCGCCUAAAGACAAGACUGCCUUGAUCUACAACACGAACAAUCCUCAGUACAACCAUAGUUUCACGCUUCCCAUUUCAAGAAGCUCUCGCCCAUGCCAGAGAGUUUUUAAACGGCACGCGAUAAAACUUGAAGUGUGGUCAAAGGGUGGAUGUUCCUGGUGCUGUUGUAGUGGUUUCCUGAGGAGUGACACACUAAUUGGCACCGUCAACGUUAAACUGCUGCCUUUGGAAACAAAAUGCACCAUUCACGAGACAUUCCCUCUGAUGGACGGUCGUAAGGCUGUUGGAGGCCAACUAGAAGUCAAAGUUCGCUUGAGACAUCCGAUCGUGGCACGGCAGGUGGAGCAGCGCCAAGAGCGGUGGAUCGUGGUGGCCCCCAACGAUAAGUAGCGUCCCUUACUUAAACUUCAAAAACAAUUAUUGCGAUUCAUUUUUGCGCUCUACUGCCGAGGUCAAAGCAUAUAUUUUGAGAUCCCCUAAUUUAAAGUGGAAACAUUCUGCUUGAGUGGAAAAUUGGGACGUCCCCAUUUGUCAGUCUUGCCCCUGAUGCUGCUAUUUUUAAUUGUUGUGUCCUCUUUACUCGCUUGAUAACAAUUAAACUGAAAUGAAAUGAGCGUUAAAACUUCAGUUGCAAAAAUACAUAUGUGAUAAGAAUUAAAUUAAACUGAAAUUGACAUAAAAUUUAAUCGAAGGAGUAAUUAUUUAAUUUUAAUCGUUUGUAUCAAAAAUAAAUAAAUAAUUUUAUUUUGAAAUGGA